GUGCAUCCGAAUGACUACUCAAAAGACGAUUAACCGAACGUCGUCGUCUUAGGGAGGAGGCUGGUGCAACGACGUCGGGUCAUGCCUCUACGCCAUUAAGGGUCAUCGUGGUUCCUCAAAUUACAUGGAGAAGCUAUAUUUUGAUGGGAUAUUAAGCGACAAGCCGGAACAAAACCCUGACUUCUACAACUGGAACAGAGUUGAAGUUCGCUAUUGCGAUGGUGCAUCAUUCGCUGGCGAGGGUUUCGAUGGGGAACACAACCUUUAUUUCCGAGGUCAACGGAUCUGGUCAGCUGUCAUGGAAGACCUCAUGUCAAAAGGAAUGCGUUCCGCCAAACAGGCCCUGCUUUCUGGUUGCUCUGCUGGGGGUUUGGCAUCCAUACUACACUGCGACGAGUUCCGAGCAUUGUUUCCACAAACCACCAAAGUCAAGUGCCUAUCUGAUGCUGGAUUCUUCGUUGAUCUUGUCGACAUAAGUGGUGGUCAUGCCGUACGAUCCUUCUACGAUGGAGUAGUCACUCUGCAGGGAGUGGCCCAGAACUUGCCCAAGUAUUGUACUUCCCGGAUGAAUGCAACCUCGUGCUUCUUCCCACAGUACAUAGUGGCUAAUAUCACAACUCCGACUUUUCUUUUGAAUGCAGCGUAUGAUACAUAUCAGAUUCAACAAGCCUUAGCUCCUAUCAGCGUUGAUCCUAAAGAGACUUGGAAAGCGUGCAAGUUCAACCAUUCGGCAUGCGAUUCGAACCAAAUGCAAAUUUUGCAAGGAUUCAGGAAUACAAUGCUUAAUGCUUUACAAGGAUUUGCUGCACUUGACAAAAAUGGGCACUUUAUUAAUUCAUGUUUCACCCAUGGUCAAAUAUACGAUCCAAAUAAAUGGUACAGUGACAAUUCUCCCACCAUCGGAAAUAAGAGAAUCGCAACAUCAGUUGGCGACUGGUACUUUGAUCGAUCCCAAGUAAAGGCGAUCGACUGUGCUUACCCUUGCGACAACACUUGCCACCAUGACCUGUAACACAAGGCGAAUGAGGAGUCAGAAACACUAAUCGUUUGAUUAGUUCUCCCAUACAAAAUCUUAGAACAACAAAGCAGCAAACAGAUGUCACUCCUUUCUUCAGUCAUAGUAACAACAGGAAAUUGACUCCUGAGUUCUUAUUUCUGUUGUAGUAUGUUCACAGAGAUUUACUGUACCUACUGGUUAUUGUUGUCGUGCAAAC
Molecule: messenger RNA, 1214 nt
Organism: Musa acuminata AAA Group (dessert banana)
Lineage: Eukaryota; Viridiplantae; Streptophyta; Magnoliopsida; Zingiberales; Musaceae
Product: pectin acetylesterase 3-like
Exons: 10
Coding region: 125-1012 (295 amino acids)
Biological process (GO): cell wall organization
Cellular component (GO): plant-type cell wall
Molecular function (GO): pectin acetylesterase activity
Source: RefSeq, a predicted model, not a curated record